AUGCGGAGCAUUUGUCUUGUUGCGCUUAUCGGCCUGCCAGGAGCUGGCAAGUCCUCGCUGUGCACCUGGCUGCUGGGUCAGCAAACUGCCCUCCGCGUCCGCCACAUCGUUCAUCUGUGCUACGACGACUUCCUUGAUGCUACACCUUCGGCUGACCUAGCCUAUAAGGAGCAGCGCGGCCGCAUUUUUAAAGUAAUUGAAAAACUCAUUUCCGCCAUUCAAGAAGAUACCGAUUGGCCGCCUCAAGUCCGUCGCAUUUCCUCCAGUGGUGAAUGCAACAGCGAAAGGCACCUCAUCCUGUGCGACGAUAACUUCUAUUACCGCAGCAUGCGCCACACGCUUCACCAGUUGUGCCGGGACUCUGGCUGCGUCUUCGGACAGAUAUACAUGGCCCGUUCGCUUGACUCCUGUCUGCAGGCGAACUCGGCUAGGAGCAAUGCCACUCGAGUGCCAGUGGACGUGGUGCGGCAGAUGAACGAGCGGCUAGAGGCGCCAGACACUUCGGAAGCCUGGGAACGCAACAGUCUCACACUUCAUGAUCUGGAUACAACAGGAUCUGCGUUGCUUGCAUUCAUUAGUACCUUGCUCGACUUGCCCACGAAGAAGGCGACGACGGACUUGCCAACGGCGGCAGCAAAAAGUUUACGGCAAGAUCAAUCUCUGGUGCACUGCCUGGAUCUGCUCCUGCGGACGCGCAUUGGUGCAUUGCUCCAAGAACUGCCACAAAACGAGGACAAGCGCUUGGCGGGCCAAAUACUGAACAAUAGGCGCAAGGAAAUAUUGAUAAAAUUCCGCACAGAGGGCGGCGGCAAACAGAGAGACGGCGAUGGUGAGGAUGACGCCUUGGAAUACUAUGUAAAUUUGUUAAACUAGGCUAAGAUAAGCUAAAUUCGUUUGUGUGCCACACACUUAUGUACGCAGCGACCUAAAUACAUACAUAUGUUACUAAA
Molecule: messenger RNA, 950 nt
Organism: Drosophila yakuba
Lineage: Eukaryota; Metazoa; Arthropoda; Insecta; Diptera; Drosophilidae
Gene: Pstk
Product: L-seryl-tRNA(Sec) kinase
Exons: 1
Coding region: 1-873 (290 amino acids)
Molecular function (GO): tRNA binding; kinase activity
Source: RefSeq, a predicted model, not a curated record